UUUUCUAUGAAAAUGUAUGUGAAGAAGUUUUUAAAGACAUGGGUUGUUUAUUUGUGCAUAAAAGGAUUUUUCAUCCUUGCAGCAAAUAGAACAUGGCGUGGCUAUUGUUAUGAUGACAAAUAGAACAGGACACGGCUAUUGUAAUGAUAGAUUGACAGGAAAGAUGAGAUGUUGCAAUGAUUACAGAAAUGUUUCAGGAAGAUGUGAACACUGCAUAGGAGCGUUUGGAGAAAACUGCAGUUGGCCCUGUCCUUUUGCAUUCUUCGGCUAUAAAUGUAAAGAAAGGUGUAACUGUAGCAGUGAUACGCAUUGGUGUGACAAUAUUUCCGGUUGCAAGAUUAAAGUUAGCGUGGGUAUAAACGUAUGGGUGAGGUAUCUAUUCGUAAAAGAGAUAUUCCAGAAAAGAAAAGUGAAGGACGUGACAUAUUGGCAGAAAGUAGACAUUGCAGGGAUAAUCCUAGGAUUUCUGUCUGCUCUGGGUAUCAGUAUGGUAGCCAACUUCCAGACUGUUGUACAGCGAGGACCUCAUUACGUCGGAGCAGGUCUUGCAUUCGGUCUUGGGUUGGCUUACUGUUGGCUGCAGACAAGACUGUCAUGGAAACUACGCAGCGAGACGUAUGGACAUCGACUUGUAGCCGUGACUCAACUUAUCAACAGUACCGCUCUAACAGUGUUUCUAAUACUGUUCUCUAUAACGAAAAUAAUCUACAAGAUCAAUGAAGCCAAAGAUUUAAAAAAAGGACUGAAGGACACAAAAUUUACUUCGCUCCGUGGGGUGUACUUAGCGUCUACGAUCUCAGAAUGGCUGGUGGCGACAUCUGUCCUCACAUUUGCACUCACGUUUAUAUGGGAUUUCCGGGCACUUGUCAUGGAGACACCACGUGUCAAUGUCAAUUUCAACAUGAUUGAGAAUGGAGGAACUAAAGCUUCGUCACAGAAAGCCAAGGAAGGCACUGACGACACUAACAUGAACAGCAUUAAUGUGAGGGCGUGAAAGGGAACAGCUAGAUAUCAAGCGGAACAGUGUUCACUGAAAGCACGUGUAGUGCCAAAAGUGAAAAAAAGAACUGUUGCCAAACAGUUCAGCAAGCCCAAUUAAUUCACGCGUCGCAUCACCCGACCCAGUGAAUAUUGCCCGAGGGAUAAUGCAGCAGUGCUGACGUGACUGAAACCACUGAGGAACCCAUGCAAUGAACAGAUGCAAAUUAUUAAAAAGAUAUUGAAGACAAAGGAUGAUAAUGUCGAAAAUAAUACUACGAGAGAGAGAGAGAGAGAGAGAGAGAGAGAGAGAGAGAGAGAGAGAGAGAGCAUUGUUUUCUGUUUUAAUAUGUUGUUUUACCUAGUUUUGUGCAGUGUUUAUUAUUUAUACGUUCAGUGUUAGUUUCAGUAUUUGCAUUCAUGUUCAUGCAUGUACAUGUAUAUUGAUAAUCUUCAGGAAUGUAAUUCCUUCAUCUUUAUUUUAUUUUUCAAGACAAUUUCAGUCACAAUACACAUUGGUCUCUAUGCUUUUGUUUUUAUGAUAUGUUUCAUUAUGUAUGAAAAAUAAAUAAAAGGAGGAAAUAAAUAAUCAUUUGAAUGUUA
Messenger RNA from Ostrea edulis (European flat oyster), 1581 nucleotides. RefSeq names its product DNA damage-regulated autophagy modulator protein 2-like. The transcript has 9 exons. Bases 110 to 994 code for a protein of 294 amino acids. Lineage: Eukaryota; Metazoa; Mollusca; Bivalvia; Ostreida; Ostreidae. The record is from RefSeq and is a predicted model, not a curated record.